This is a messenger RNA of Belonocnema kinseyi, 528 nucleotides long. RefSeq lists its product as uncharacterized. Gene Ontology annotation, molecular function: protein dimerization activity. NCBI's taxonomy places the organism in Eukaryota, Metazoa, Arthropoda, Insecta, Hymenoptera, Cynipidae. The transcript has a single exon. The record is from RefSeq and is a predicted model, not a curated record. Bases 1 to 528 code for a protein of 175 amino acids.
AUGGAACAGCAAAGCAUAAUGCUAUCUCCUGAAGUUGAAGAUCGAUAUCUUAAAAUUCUAAAAGAAUUAAAAAAAAAUUUUGAAGAAAGGUUUCAAGAUUUUGACAUUAUCAAGCCCAUUGGCAAUUAUUUAACGAACCCGCUAAUGGACUUGGAAGUGCCGUAUAUGGCAGAAUUGUGUGCUCAAAUAUCGAAGCUCUUUCAGAUCGAUGAGAACAAGGCUGUCAGAGAGAUAAAUAGCUUAUCUACUGCUUCGUCGGCUGGAACGAGAUGUGAAGAUUUUUGGAGGCACCUGGAAUUUUCGGAAUAUCUAAAUCUGAUCACCGCCUUCCAGACACUGUUAUCUAUAAAUGGAAAUACUUGCCGUUGCGAAUCCAUGUUUUCUUUAAUGAACAAUAUAAAAUCUAAGACCAGAUCGAGCAUUACUGACGGAAAUUUAAAUGAUGUAAUGCGGCUUGCAGUGACAACUUACACUCCUGACAUCGAGGCACUUGCGCAAAAAAUGCGUUCGUAUACCAGGAUGCACUGA